AUGUCCGUUUGCAAGGAAAAACCCGACAAUCUCCCUGCUCUUGAUGCUAUCGGUCUUGAGCCACCUUCUCAACCACCGUUCCCCAUUAUUCGUACUCAGUCUGGGCGCGGUACCAGACCGGGCAACAUAGUGCGUUCGACCUCUGUUGGUCUAGGAGCUGGAUUUAAAGGAGCUCCUACUCCUUUCGGUGGAAUGGGCAACUUUGGUACAGCUGGAUCUGCCAGCAAGCUGUCUAGUGAAGAGAGGUUCCAGCUUGCCAAUCCUGGUCGUACUGUGUCGAUGAGUGGUGCCGGUACUCCUUUCCGUCCCCAGGGUAUACAACGGACUACCAGUUCUGGUGGACCUGGUUCACAGUUACACACUGGCCGCACCAGGAGUAAACGUGGGGAUAAACGUCCCGAUGCCAAUAAGGCUCCGCCUGGGGCACACCACCAACAGUACGGUCAUGCGGGUACAACGUAUGGACCUGGUGGUAUUCCUCUUGAACCUGUCGCUCCAUUGCAAUUGUCCGAGAACCGAUGGGACAGGAAAGCCAUCGCGAAUGUUGAUCAAGACUCUCCUGAGAUCGUUGAUCGCAAAGUUAAAUCUUUGCUGAACAAACUAACGAUGGAGAAGUUCGACUCGAUCUCCGAUCAAAUUAUCGCUUGGGCGAACAAAUCAGAGAAGGAGAAGGAUGGACGAACGUUGAUUCAAGUCAUUCGUCUCGUUUUCGAAAAAGCAACCGAUGAGGCAACCUGGUCAGAGAUGUAUGCUCGCCUUUGUCGAAAAAUGAUGGAACAGAUCAGUGCCAAAGUUCAGGAUGAUGGCAUUAGAAAUGCGGAAGGGAAGCCCAUUGCAGGCGGUAAUCUCUUCCGUAAGUACCUGCUCAACAGGUGCCAGGAGGACUUCGAACGCGGUUGGUUCAAUAAAGAGGCUACCGCUGCUGCUGCUGCCACAAAGGCAAUAGAGGAACAAGCAAUGAAAGCUGCCAAUACGACGAAGGAGGAGGAAGAGGUUGCCCUAUACUCCGACGAAUAUUACGCUGCUCAGAAGGCGAAACGUCAGGGUCUCGGUCUCAUCAAGUUCAUUGGUGAACUUUUCAAACUGCAGAUGCUUACGGAGCGUAUUAUGCACGAGUGUGUCAAGAAACUUUUGGGCAACGUGGAGAACCCAGAAGAAGAAGAAAUCGAGUCGCUGUGCAAGCUUCUCAUCACUGUUGGCCAGAUGCUUGAUACGCCUAAAGCUCGUGCACACAUGAAUGUCUACUUUGACCGCAUGAAGGAGUUGACGAAGAGUACCAAUGUCAACUCCCGUAUGCAAUUUAUGUUACAGGAUGUUAUUGAGCUCCGUGAGCGGAAAUGGCAGCAGAGGAACGCCGUCGCAGCACCUACUACACUCGCUAAAAUUCACGAAGCAGCUGCGAAGGAGAAGGCUGUCGCAGAGAAAGAUGCGUACGCCCGGCAAAUGAACACUAGCAUGUCCCGCACUGGUUCGCGUCGUGGCGGAGAUAGAAACGACCACCAAGCCGGCGCUGAUGGCUGGACUGUUACUGGCAAUGCUCCUCGUCCUCCCGCCAAAGUCGGAGAUUUGUCGAAGUUCGGACAAAUCAGCAAGGGCGCACCAAUGACGUUUGGGCCCAGUAGCGUAUUUGCGGGCAAGAAAGAGAGCAAGCGCGAGUCACUUUCGAGGACAAACUCCAAUGCGAACAUGUUCCAAAUGCUCCAAAACGUCGAGGCUGCUGAAGUUGCUACUAAAACGAGCAGGCCUCCCAGCCGGAAGCCAAGUGUUGAUUUGGGAUCAGGUGGUGCACCUGAGCCUGCACCCCAACGGAAACGUCUCAACUUGCUACCUCGAACGAAGCCUGUCGAUCAGGAUUCUGCUCCCCAACAGGAGUCGGAUUCUGAAGAGGAGGAGGAGAUUACGGACGAACCCGAGCAGGAAAUGUCGGAAGAUGAAGCCAAGAAGAAGAUUUCCGAGGAUACCAAGGAAUUCUUCGGUGUUCGGAGCCUUGACGAGGCAGAAGUUUACUUUGAAAAACUUCCCUCAAUGUACCACCAUAGUCUUGUCGACAAACUUGUCACUCUUGCCAUCGAGUCGAAGGAAGCUGAUGCAAGAUUGGUUGGCGAUUUCUUCGAACGGGCUUCAUCGAAGAAGCUUUGCUCAGCUUCAGCGUUCGAAGAGGGCUUCCUCGGUAUUGCGGAAUUUUUGGACGACAUCGCUAUCGAUGCUCCAAAAGCUACUGAUCUUUUGGCCAUAAUGAUCAAGGGUGCUGACCUCGGGGAAGAGCAACGGACGAAUAUUGCUUCGAAGUCAGCCGAGAACGGGGACAAGCUUCUCAAGCUCUCAUCAUAG
Molecule: messenger RNA, 2331 nt
Organism: Lentinula edodes (shiitake mushroom)
Lineage: Eukaryota; Fungi; Basidiomycota; Agaricomycetes; Agaricales; Omphalotaceae
Product: armadillo-type protein
Exons: 3
Coding region: 1-2331 (776 amino acids)
Cellular component (GO): eukaryotic translation initiation factor 4F complex
Molecular function (GO): protein binding; mRNA binding; translation initiation factor activity
Source: RefSeq, a predicted model, not a curated record